CAGGCGAUUUUGAUAAAUAAAAAAUAUAGGAAUGUAUACUCCCAUCUAUAUAUUCCUAUGCGCAUGCUUCGUGUUUCCAAACAUCCGCGCCCAGAGCACCUCUCCCCCAGAUCGACAAAAUUUCAGCUCCUCUCAGGAAGAUCCUGCGGGCACUUGGUCAGGAUCCUUCUUCCCGCCCGGCAAUCAGGCUGCCGGGUAUCAGUAUCCUGAUGGUACAGGAUACCCAUACUCAGAUCCUCCAGGAUCACAAAAUCAGAAUUCCUCAGGGUUUCAAAUUUCGGAUACACCUGGGUUUAAAACUCAGGUUAUUCCAGGAUACCAGUUUCCGGAUACUAGACUGUUCCAAAUACCUGGCGUCUCAGGAUACCAGUAUCCUGGAUCUCAGGGCAAGAUCAUUACAGGGACUCAGGAUCCCGGACAACCUCCUGUUAACAGCAUCUCAGGUGGUCGGCCGGGUUUGUAUCGUCCAAACAGCGGAUAUCGUCCCCCUUCAAACUACCCUCCAUUCUCUGGAUACCCUCCUCCUGGGUAUUUCCCUCAGGGAGCCUUACCCUCACAGGGGGCGGCUCCCCCUACGGAGUACGACAAGAUCGUGGCCAUCCUCUCACUCUUUGCUGAAGGAAUCGAAGAACUGUCCGGCCGAAUCGCAAGUCUUGAGAAAAUGCAAGCAGAAUUUCUAGUCUACAAGAAAAAAGUUGAUGAAAUCGCAAACAGAGAAGAUUUAUCCGGCAGCGAGUCAACGGCAGUAAACAGAGUGGGAACACCAAACCAAACCGACCAAAACAAUCAGGAAAAAGAUGAGAAGAAGUCAACGGCAAAACCAAAACCAACAAAACCCAACAAACCACCGUCUACAUCAACCACUAAUUAUCCUUACCCGAAAUCUUGCCCGACCAACUUUGAAAGAAUUGGUGCCGAAUGUUUCUACAUAUCGUCACGCAGCUAUAAGCGACUCAGCUGGCAGGAUGCUCAAGCCGCGUGCUCGGCCAUGGAUGCGAUCUUGGCAGACCCUGACACUGAGCGCGAGGUGUCCAGUCUCAGCGGUUACCUCGGCCAGUUCUCUUCCACUGCCAGUUACAGUUUUUGGCUGGGCGCGCUUUAUCCCGGAAUUUCCUGGCGCUGGAUCUUCAGUGGGGCGGAGGUCCCUCUCACUCCUGCUUUGUGGACAUACUCGUCAGAUUCAUCUAAUCCUGUAGCUCGGCAAGCUCCCGUCGACGAUGUUCCGCAUCUUCUUUACCUGAGACACUACCUUCAGAGCAACGGCCAAAGCCAGGCACCAUUGGUCAAAAUGUUAGAAAAUAUUACCUCAGCCAUUGGCGAAGAAACUGUUGCCAGAUUUGUUGCCGAGGACCACGAGUCGAAGAAGAUUCUUGAACGAAUGGAUUUGGGAUUCAAUCCCUUCGAUUCCGAUGCCGCGAAUUACCGUAGAUAUGAUGCCCAAGCGCCAUCCAUUGCAUCGCAAUUUCGGGCCCAAGGGAGGAUUUAUCCCAGCCCUUUAGAGAAUUUUUUCAACCCCCUAUUUUCAUUUUUCAACCCUGCUCGUCCUAACAGAGGGAGCACUUUAACUUCUAUGAUUGAUAGCAUAAAAUUUGCUUUAGGAACGACUCGGGAAGCCAAAGCAAGACCUAUGAUAGAACCUACAACCACAACUACCACACCUUUCUCUCCUCCAGCAACCACCAUCGUCACGGUAACUAGAGCUUUAAGCAGUGGAUCAGUUCAAGAGGAUGACAAUAAUGAUGGUAAGUCAGAUUUGACAUCGAAUAGAUCAGGCCGAAGAUCGAAACCAUGGGACACUGCGUUGGGUAGAUGUUUGAGCCUUCAAUCUGUCUAUGAAAACGAGCGAAGUGUGUUCAAAUAUGCGGCAGGCCCUUGUGGCUAUGAAAAAUAUUUCAUAUGCAAGAAAAUGUAAAAAGUUCUUUGAUCCUUGCAGAACAUGCGCAGUAGGAAGUAAAAUUAAAUUUUUCAUGCCAAUAGUGCCAAGUUUUAUCGGCGUUAGAUCAAUUAUUCUCGGCGAGUAUUAUUAUUAUUGGUCGAGUGGAACAUCGCGUGGUAUUGGUAAAUUAUAUUGGUGUGCUUAUAAAAAAAACGAUUCAUCUCAUUGAAAGGCCCUUCAUUGGUGAAAGAGCACUUCCUAUUUUUUUUGCUGACGCAUAGGAAAACCUAUUGAUAUAGCGACCAAUUCAAUUAUUGUUGCUGAAGGUUUUAGGUUUAGAUUGGCAAAUGUUCGAAAGGAUUAGCUAGUGUCCCCGCAUUUUGAUUAGUUUAGGAACAUUUCAGUUCCCUCCCUCCAAAAAAACUUAGGCAACCUCACUCAAUGAAAUAAGUUUUAAUUAUACCAAUACCUAUUGUACAAUUGAAAUAAAUUAGAUGCAAAGUGCAGGCAACACAGUAAAUGAUAGUUUGAAACUUGUGCACAGAAACGAUUAAAAAAAUUGUGCUUGCGCCUUCCAUGCUUUCCGAUAGACAGCAUUCAGCUGUGUUGCAUUUACUUAUUUAUUAUUUUGAUCAAUUUAUUGAAUAUUAUGAUCAACUUCAUAUUUGGAUCAAUUUAUUUAAUUAGAAAGUUUGCAACAUUCUCACACUCCUGCAUCGAUAAAUGAAAGCGUAGAAAAAGUAUAUAAUAAUUUUCAAAUUUUCUUAUGAGCAAAUAAUUUAGUGAAAGGCGUGCAAUAAAGAGUUCAAAGCAUUAA
This is a messenger RNA of Hyalella azteca, 2693 nucleotides long. RefSeq lists its product as uncharacterized. NCBI's taxonomy places the organism in Eukaryota, Metazoa, Arthropoda, Malacostraca, Amphipoda, Hyalellidae. The coding region runs from base 32 to 1912 and encodes 626 amino acids. The transcript is spliced from 6 exons. The record is from RefSeq and is a predicted model, not a curated record.